Pelagomonas calceolata is the source of this 662-nucleotide messenger RNA. The record is from the annotation of a GenBank genome assembly. Lineage: Eukaryota; Pelagophyceae; Pelagomonadales; Pelagomonadaceae.
UGCUGCUAUCUGUCCACACGCGCAAUUUGACAGCGUACCGUUCACCGCAUCCCUGCAAAAAACACGAUUUCCUGCGAAUAAAUACAACACAUCGACAAGAUGGCGCCCUCAUCAGUCACCCUCAACGUGAAAAUGACCUGCCAGGCCUGCGUCAAGCGCGUCACCUCCACAUUGGAAGCGCUGCCGUUCGUCUCGAGGGCGGACGUCUCUCUGGAAAAGGGCACGGCCACCGGAACGUUACAGGGCGCGUUCCCGGGCUGCGACUGCCCGAAGCCCGACGGGAAAUGCCCCUGCGGCGACGCGUGCCAAUGCGCGGCGACGGCCAUGUCCAAAGCACUGGUCGACGCGGGCUACGUCGUGACGCCCUGCGGUGGCGGCAAGGGGCCGUGCCCGGCGGUGGCCCUGGGGACCUGCACGUGCGGGCCGAACUGCGAGUGCGGCGACGACUGCCAGUGCGCGUUGUGUCCCGGUGUGAGCGUCAAGGGCAAAACUAUUGAAGUCAAGGUCGAGCACGCGCUGGUCCUCGCGGGCCUCGCGGGCCUCGCCCUGGGCUAUGCGCUCGGCAAGCGCGGCGCGAAGUAGUCCCCCACAAAUUUGUAAGCUGGUGUGCAAAGGAAGCUUCAUUUUCCCCCUGCCUCCGUGUAGCCCCCAUAUGGGCCCGG